Messenger RNA from Galleria mellonella (greater wax moth), 3133 nucleotides. RefSeq lists its product as uncharacterized. The transcript is spliced from 2 exons. Bases 1008 to 2879 code for a protein of 623 amino acids. Gene Ontology annotation, molecular function: DNA binding; protein dimerization activity. NCBI's taxonomy places the organism in Eukaryota, Metazoa, Arthropoda, Insecta, Lepidoptera, Pyralidae. The record is from RefSeq and is a predicted model, not a curated record.
UCGGCUUCGGCUACGGCUUGGCAGACAUUUUUUUCUUUCUACAAUUUUAAAUUAAAUUUAUUAGAAUAAAUGCUUCGAACACACGCGAUCUAAGUACCUUUUGUGUUUAUUAUACCUUACCUACCUAGGUAUAAAAAGAGUACUUACGUAGAUUUUCUUUUAUUAACUGUUUUAUACGAAGAUCUUGAUCUCUCAAAUUAGCAUCCAUUUUACUUCCAGUGAUUAUCAACUAAAUUAAUAAUCCACAAAGUAUUAAAUAACGUUUUUAUGAAAUAUUUAGCACAAAAACAAUACCCUUUAAAUAUCGAUCGUCAGUAACUGUGGCUGACUUACCUAUAUUCUAGCAAGCAGGACUGCCAGAUGUGAAGGGGAAAUCCCCAAUAAAUUGUUGCAUGUGACUGAUGAUGUGAGCAUGUUCGUUUCAUAAUAAAAAUGUUGCCAGGUAACCAAAAAGUCGUAUGUUUUUGUGCGAAUUACGAUCAUAAUCUUUACGAUCGUACAUUAAAAAAUAGACAAAUAAUAGUAUGAGUACGAUUUAAAUCGUAUAUCUGUCAACCCUGCUAGCAAGACAGCGACAAAAUCACGUUGCAUAACAAUGUAGCCCAAGCUUAUAUCUUAUGAAAUAUACGGAAGAGAUACGGACUUAGAAAAAACAGAAAUGUUGUUCUUUGUGGAAGUCAUUGAUGAAAUUCUAUGUAUUUUAGCCCGCAAACUUUCUUCAAACAAAAACAGCGCCAUCUAGUAUCGAGUUCUGUAAUUAUCUCUUUGUUUAUGGAUUUGAAGUAAGACCGCCACGCAUGCAAUACACUAUGACUGGGGAUUCCCCUAUUCGUCGACGCUGAAUAUGAGGCGACGACAAUCACUGUCAAACGUGUUCACUAUUACUCUGACUCUGGUAACGUGACUUCCUGGUAACGUGUUAGGUAGGAAAAGCAGUAAAAAAGUGCAUAUUAAGGGAGCAGAUUUGAAAUAAUAUUUAUACUUAACAAGAAAUAAUUAAAGGUUCAAUGGGGAGACCUAAAGAUUUACGCAUAUGGGAGCACUACCGUACUUUACCAAACAAGUCUGUUUCUUGCAAGCUUUGUAAUAAGGUCUACAAAUUCAGUAAUGCUGCCAAAAUGCUUCAACAUCUUAUCACUUGUCCAAAAUCUCCAGAAACAUUAAAAGACUCUAUGAAACUUAUAAAAGAUAGCUCGUCCAAAACCAAAAUGUCUGGACUGUCAGAGAUAGAGACAAAUGAUUCUUUUAUAAGCCCCUCGUCGUCUGCUAACACUACAAUAAAUGCUGAGUUUCAAGACACCGAUGAUCAUAUAAAAACAGAAUUAGCGAGAGCUAUAUUUGUAACAGGGACGCCAUUAUCGAUGGUGCAACAUCCUUUAUGGAUACAAUUUUUCGAAAAAUUGCAACCAAAAUUUAAAAUACCUUCACGUAAAGCUUUAGCGACAAAAUACUUAGAUAAAAUAUAUAGAGAAAUGCGUUUUGAGUUAAAUGAGGAACUAAAUGCUUGUAGUUACUUACACCUUCAGUGCGAUGGCUGGUCUAAUUUAAGAAAUGAAGGAAUAAUAAACUUUCUUAUAUCAAAACCUCAACCUGCAUACGUUAAAAGUUUGAAUACAGAAAGUAAUCCUCACACUAGUGAAUACCUUAGCCAAGAAGUUGAAAAAGUAAUGAAAGUGUAUGGAGCAAAUAAGUUUCUUGUACUUAUUGGCGAUAACGCUAGAAAUAUACAAAAGGCAUUCGAAUUAACAAAACUCAAAUAUCCACAUGUUGUUCCUCUCGGUUGCUGUGCACAUAUCCUUAACUUGUUGUGCCAAGAUAUUGUAAAGAUACAAGAAGUAACUGUGUUUAUUAUGCAAGCCAUAAAUAUAAUAAAAACUGUUAAAAGGAGUCAACGAUUAAGUUCCUUGUUGAUAAAAUCAAGGCAGGGUGAAGAUUCUACACAAACACUAAAAUUGCCUUGUGCUACAAGAUGGGGAAGUCAUGUUACUUCGUUAAAAAGUUUGAAAGCAAAUAAGAUAGCUUUGCAAAUAUUAACAGUUAGAGAAGAUGUGGUAAUUUCAAGAGAUAUUAAAGAUUUAAUUCUAAGUGAUGAUUUCUGGACGAAGACAGGGGAAUGUAUAAGUAUUUUGGAACCAGUCACUGAAAGCAUAUUUUACUUAGAGAGCGACCAGAAUCGUUUGCAUCGCACAUACAUUACAUUUAGAGAUGUACAAGCUAAGAUACGUUUUGCAUUAAAUGAGAUUUCGACAUUGAGCGAAGAAAGCAAACAGCAGAUUCUAACAUCAGUAUCUUCAAGAUGCAAUAUGGCAAUGAGGCCAAUACAUUUUGCAGCAUAUAUUCUAGACCCCAGGACUCUAGGAGUCGAACUUACUCAAGAGGAAGAACUUAAGGGUAUGGAGUUUAUCUACAAUUUAAGCCAACACUUAAGUUUGUCAAAUGUAAUGGCAGAUUUGGCGUGUUAUAAAGCUAAAGAAAACUUUUGGGCCAGAGGAUUUGUAUGGAGCUCAUUAGAUAGCAUUGAGCCCCUAAUAUGGUGGAAAGGUAUUUGUGGUUCCACUGAGUUAAGCAAAGUAGCGAUUCGUAUUCUAUCAGCUCCCUGUACUUCGGCAGCCACUGAGCGUUCCUUUAGUAUCCAAGGCUACAUACAUAAUAACAAAAGAAAUCGACUUACAACUGAAAGAACUGAAAAAAUUUCAUUCAUUUGUUAUAACUGGAAUCUUAAACAUAAAGCUGAAUGCGAGGACAUUCAGUUUAAUGAAGAAAAUACCUUAGAAGCUUUCAUUGAGCAAGUAAAUGAACAUAACAGUUUAGACGAAAUAGAGCCUAUCGAACCUAUACAAUUCAUCGCUUGUAAUAACUCUGAAUCUGACAGUGAUUGACUGUAGUUUUACAUUUUACUUUCAUCUCUUUCUUAAUAAACUCAAAAUCAAAUUAAAAGUUUUUUAUUCUGUAGGCUGCAUAAUAAUAUUGUCUAUGUCCAGUAUAGUGGACGUCUUGCGGCUGAGAUGACGAUGAUGAAGUACAAAAUCAUAAACACCCAAAAAUUUGGGUGUUUAUGGGGUUUAAACCCAAUAAACCCAAAACACCCGGUUUUUACCCACCAGACUUUAAACCCACCCAGGUGGAUUGCCCA